Impatiens glandulifera is the source of this 1283-nucleotide messenger RNA. RefSeq names its product nudix hydrolase 16, mitochondrial-like. Lineage: Eukaryota; Viridiplantae; Streptophyta; Magnoliopsida; Ericales; Balsaminaceae. Gene Ontology annotation, molecular function: hydrolase activity. The coding region runs from base 405 to 911 and encodes 168 amino acids. Gene Ontology annotation, cellular component: cytoplasm; nucleus. The record is from RefSeq and is a predicted model, not a curated record. The transcript has 4 exons.
AGCCGGUCCAUUUGUGCCGCCCUACCCCCAUUUAGGGUUGCUAUCCCCUCUCUCUCUCUCUAACUCGUCGAUUUCAUUCUCUUCCCUCUUUCUCUCUCUAGAACCAGCAAAAGCAACCCGCAAAGAUGCAUGUUCAAAUCAAAUCCUUCUGCAUUUCUUUCACUGCAACCACACCCUCCUCCGUCUGAUUUAACCCCCAACACCUUUCACGCCGACUAUCCAUCUUUCCACCCUACAUUGGCGCCACAGGCGAAUUACCAUGCCAGGAAUGUUCCCAACCCGGAAGGUGACGCCCACAUUACAAGCUUACACACGUCCUUCCUCUCCUCCCUCGUGAUUUGUAUGACGAUUUCUCAUAUCCCUGUAUACAGAUUCCAAUAAGGUUGUAUAUAUAGCUUUUUAUCAUGUCUGAUUUGGUCGCACGGACGGGUCGGCUUCAGCAGCGUUACGAGGCUGGCUAUCGUCUCCUCGCUGGGUGUAUCCCUUAUAAAUAUAGAGAUUCUGGAGAAGAAAUUGAUGACAUCAACACAGAGCCGACAGUUGAAGUGCUUAUGAUAAACUCAAAUAGUGGACCGGGGCUUUUAUUUCCAAAGGGAGGAUGGGAGACUGAUGAAACUGUUGAAGAGGCUGCAGCAAGAGAAGCUUUAGAAGAAGCUGGAGUUAGAGGUGACAUAAUGGGGUUCUUAGGGAAAUACGAGUUCAAGAGCAAAACCCUAAGAGACGAGUUUAGCCCAGAAGGAUUAUGUAGAGCGUCGGUAUUCGCUUUGCUGGUGAAGGAAGAACUGGAUUGCUGGCCCGAAAAGAGUACUCGACAUAGAACUUGGCUAACAUUACCAGAUGCUAUAAAGAACUGUAGACAUGCCUGGAUGAGAGAGGCUCUUGUGGAGGGUUUUUCCAAGUGGAAACAAUGAAAGAGCACACAGUCUGGACGGUAUCUUCUAUAAACAGUUUGUUUCUUCUUUCUACAUUUUCCAACUUUUCUGGAUUAGUUUUUUAUUAUGAGAAAGGAAUGCUAGCUAGUAGAUAAGUUUUUUUUAACUCCUUUUGAGGCAAACAAAACAUUACUCAGAUAAUUGGGCUUCAUCAUUUUGCAAACAUGUGUUGAUGAAAUGACUUAAUGCUACCCAUGUGGAUGGUGGUAAUACAUGGGAUGGCGCCUUUUUGGUAUCACAUUUUUGUUGUGAUCGAGAUUAUGAUUCGGAAAAUUCUAGUUUGGGAUGUUUGUUAAACACUUACUGGUUAAAAAAAUAAUAAUAUGGAUCAUGCUCCAGAUAUACUUGCCA